AUCUGGUAUACUUUUGUUUCUUUUCUCUUAGUCUGGCCGGUCGGACUUGGUCUGGCUUGCCCUCUCCUAAACGCCGUUCCCGUCUUUCUGCUUGUCGCCGCCCACACUCCCCCCGGUUGAUCCUACCGCGCAUUUUUCUUCCGGCUGGAUACUUUGACCGAUCAUAUACAGCCUCGCUAAUAUCUUGACGACUAUUUAAUCCGCUCUCAACAUUUCACAGUGUGCUCUAUUGCUCUCUACCGCCCGUGGAAGUAACUGCAGAUUCUUCCUAUCUGCGUUUGCUCCUGAGCGGGCCACGCUUAUUUCCCUUGUGGGUAAUCUUCACAACGCUUUCUUACUCUGUGUUGUCAUCCAGCCAGUGGAACCAUACUCAACACCUAUUGAUUCAGAACGUUACUCGGGCGCGCUCCCGCCUAAAUUUGGCUACAAACUUGUGUGUUUAGCUCGAUCGCGCAUCGGUAUUUAAAUACAAAGCCGUUACGCAUCUGGUUAAAAGUAUCAGUCAUUUCGCCUGAUCGUCUUCUUUCUUUUCUCUAGCCGUGAUCGCCACGCGCCCCACGUCUUACCCUGUGGUGAGCUUCCUCGCCGCGAGACGGUGGAUGCGCGCUGAAACCGUUUAUUCCCCGACGCCUUCCAUCGAGGACAAAAACUAGGUGAGGGUGGCUGAGCCCCUUGGAGUGCCACCAUGAAUCAGAUGAAUGUAGCUGGAAUGAACCCCGGGGCCGGGGGCCCCGUGGGAGGGGUCCCUAUGAUUAAUAAUGGUUCGACGGCUCCUCGUAACGAUGGAAAUGUGAACUAUAUCCCCGAAACGAUGAUUAACAGCCUCAAUACGUAUAUCUAUGAUUACCUCUUGAAGCGCGGCCAUCACGAAUGUGCCCGAGCCUUUGUGAAGGACGAGUCGAUUAAACUGAGCACCGAGCCGCCCAUAAAGUCAAGCCCGGGUCACCGUCGCGAUGGCGAGGUGAAUGGUGUUGAUGGUGAUGCAAUGAUGACAGAUGGCAAAGAUGGUGACAAGAUGAAGAUACCUGAUGACUUGCCUCGGCCAAAUCUUCCUAGUGAAGGCCAACAAUCCUCUUUUCUCUUGGAUUGGUUCAGUCUUUUUUGGGAUUUUUUCUGGGCUCAGCGCAAGAAAGGGAACAGCAAUGAUGUGAGGCAGUACCUCCAACAUACUCAGAACAUGUUGCGCUUCCGAGAACAGCAACAUAACCAAUUAUUACGACAACAGCCAAUGAUGCCCGCCCAGAUGCAACAGCUCAAUCUUCGCCGAAACGGAUCUGUUGCACCCAACCUUCAGAAAACUGUUCUGCAAAACAAUACUUCAGGCCUCUCCCAACAGCAGCUUGCUCAGCUCCAUAAGACUCAGCAAGUGCAAAUAAUGCAACAGAUGCAGAGAGAGCACUCAGAUAUAGAUAUGAACGGCCAUCGUCCCCAGUCUCCGUCGUCCACAGAGAACGCUCCGUCACCGUCGAAACGGCCCCGCCUCGAAGGCGGUCACAUGAACGGACAGCAAUUGGCUCCCAACGGACGGGGUCAAGGACAGGGCAUGCCCGGUCAGCCGAAUCCGCAAGCGCUUUUGAUGCAGAAUGGUCUCAAUCCACGGCCCAUGAAUCCGGCCCAAUUCCAGGCUUUCCAGCAGUCGGGCCCUGCUGCGCAGCAGAAGUCAAUCCAGGUAUAUGCUCAAAAUUUAGCUCUUCACCACUCUCGCUCAGCAAUGAAUAACCAGGGCAUGCCGAAUGGUGGUUUGAUAAAUCCCGGUGUCAUGCCAAACCAGACGGAUCUGGUGCCAUUGCCAGAUAGCCAGGGUAUGUACCCGAUGAACGGCGAUUACUAUGGCACAAAUGGUCAGAUGGCCCAGGUUCGGGGUGGAAUGCAGACAGCUGGCGGUCAGCAUGGGAAUCAUGCUCUCCAGGAUUAUCAAAUGCAGCUUAUGUUGCUCGAACAACAGAACAAGCGGCGCUUGAUGAUGGCUCGUCAAGAGCAGGAUAGCAUGGCCCGUCCUGACGGUCAGCCCCCAAUGCCAGGGCAGCAGCAGGGUUUGCCACCAGGCACCUCUCCCCAGGGCAGCAGGGCGGGUACGUCACCCAACCCGAACGAUCAAAUGAAACGAGGCACUCCGAAGAUGCCCCCGACUGGCCUUCCUGGUUCCCCCAGCGGCGGUGAUGCAAUGGCUCAGGGUCGUGGAUCACCUGCGUCCAUGAACUUCAACGGAGGUCAAAUGCCACCUGACAUGGGCGGCGCAUUCUUCAUGAAGGGCAUGCCAGACGGCAUGGCUGGCCCCAACGGAAUGCGGCCGCCGAGUUCAAAUCCCACUUUCAGCGGCCCUCAAAUGGGUCAGCCGAUCCCUGCAGGCACUGGAAACCGGGUGCCGAGCGGAGGUUGGCCACCACAGCAAGGUGGUCAGGGCCAGCCGAUGGCGCCGCAACAGUCCCCCGCGACCCAAACUACCGGAACGCCCCAAGAGCGAAAUGCGAUGCCGCCUCCUCAGGCUCCGCCAGCUGCGGGUGCUAACGCCGGCCGGACGCAGCCUCCGUCCCCUCAAACGGCUCCUGCUCCACCUACUCCACAGCAGGCGAACAAGCCCGCCCCGAAGAAGAAAGAGACUAAAGAUAACCGGAAGCGACCGAAGAAGGCGACUAAUGCCACCGCUACCGCAAACACUGCUGCCACUCCCUCCUCCGAAGCAGAGCAUCCUCCGACUCCUACACCUUCGACACCAAUCACGCCCCAACAUCCAAAUUCCUUCAAUAAGGCUGGCGCAAAUGCCACGACGAGUGCUCCACAGCAGCCAACCUCUGCACCUGCACCUCAGCCCCUCGUACAACCGCCGCCACCACCGGAUCAGAGUCAACAACCAUUCAAUGACCUCAGCAUCCCAGAUGCGUCCGCGUUCAAUCUCGAUUUCAGCGCUUUGGAGAAUCCGGACAUCUUGGAGAAUUUCGACUUCGAUACGUUUCUCAAUACUGAUGCGGAUACCGCGGGGUUUGGAUUCGAUCCGAACAUAUCAUACCCGACAGAUGGAGUUGAGACCGGUGCCGGAGAUGGCUUGUAAAGGAGUCCAACGGAUAUUUCGUUCUUAUCUCUCAUAUACCCUUCCUUGCUUUGUACAUUCCUAAACUUUGGCUUGUGCUAUUCGGUUUUUGUUCAAUUCCCCUCUUUCUCUCAUGCCUGAUUACAUUUUUCCUCUUCUUAUUAUGUCUCUGUGUGUGUAUUGACAUGACUUGGAUAUGUGCCGUGAGACUGGCGUUUGUGUAUCCUUUACUUGCAUGUCUUCCAUUUUUCUUUUUUUGACUGAGACGCGUCAACUGGC
Aspergillus alliaceus is the source of this 3307-nucleotide messenger RNA. It is a transcript of the gene somA, whose product is annotated as putative cAMP-dependent protein kinase pathway protein (Som1). The transcript has 5 exons. Bases 686 to 3049 code for a protein of 787 amino acids. The record is from RefSeq and is a predicted model, not a curated record. NCBI's taxonomy places the organism in Eukaryota, Fungi, Ascomycota, Eurotiomycetes, Eurotiales, Aspergillaceae. Gene Ontology annotation, cellular component: nucleus. Gene Ontology annotation, molecular function: protein binding.